Pieris napi is the source of this 1245-nucleotide messenger RNA. Its product is annotated as trypsin iota-like. NCBI's taxonomy places the organism in Eukaryota, Metazoa, Arthropoda, Insecta, Lepidoptera, Pieridae. The transcript is spliced from 9 exons. The coding region runs from base 108 to 1073 and encodes 321 amino acids. The record is from RefSeq and is a predicted model, not a curated record. Gene Ontology annotation, biological process: proteolysis. Gene Ontology annotation, molecular function: serine-type endopeptidase activity.
AUUUGAUUAUUAAAAUAAAUCAUUAUGAGGAAACAAUGUUGAUAAACAAUUGUGCCCAACAGAAAUACCAGUACUGUGGGCGAUGUUUUUCGAAUAAGCCGUGUUAAAUGAUAAUGGCGUUUUCCGAAACUUUCACCUUUUUAUUUCUAAUAUCAGCUGUCGUAGCUCGAUCGCAAAAUUUAAAUGUAAGGUUUAGAAAAGAGUGCACAUUACCAGAUGGAAGAUCUGGGAUAUGUGUAGAUUAUACAAACUGUAAAAAUGAGGGGGGAGUUAUCGAGCCCGGAGGAAUUAUAGAUUCCAGUGAAUUAAGAUCAGGCGAUGUGUGUAGGGGUGGCUUUAACUGGUGCUGUUCGGAAAGUGAUAUUACAAAACCCCCGGAAGUUGUGAAUAAAGAAGAAUGUUUUGCUCGCGAUGGUGAUUUCUGCCCAUGGUGUGUUUCUUUAUAUCGAGGUGACGAAAAUAAUGAAAGAGCGGCCGAGCUCUUCUGCGCGGGAGUGCUUAUAGGAUCUAAAAUUGUUUUAACGACUGCCACCUGUCUCGUGGUGUCUGUCUACCAAAAUGUUUGGGCUAAAAUACCAGAUUCGGCAGAACCAGGAAAAAUGUAUCCAGUUACACACAGAAAACAGCACGACAAUUACAACUCAGGAACACGCGAGUACGACCUGGCAUUACUUACAUUAGACGAUGAAGUGAAAUGGACCGAUCAACGAAAAGUUGCCUGUUUAGCUCUGACGUCACCCUUUAAGCCUGUCUGUUUCUCGUUUGGAUAUGACGCAAAUGAUAAAUUUGUUUCGACAUUAGUUAAAAUUACUAAAGGCAGCUGUAUACCGGGAGCUGGUGAAACUGAUGACGUCUCAUGUGGUAAAAGUAUUGAUGAUGGACCAUGUUUUGUGGCCACUGGAGCUCCUGUGAUUUGUGAGGAGCAGCCUAACAAAAUGACGGUAUAUGGCAUCGCUCGAAGCCCCUGUAGAAAGUCUGCAGCUCAAUUUGGUGCUAUUAAUCUAUCCUCACAGUGGCUUGCAGAUGAACUGAAGGGUUAUGGCCUUAGUGAAGAGCAUUUUUUGCUACAAUAGUCAAUAUAAGUUAUAGAUCAAGUUCAACGGUAAUUCAAUGCUUUGAAAAUUAAAGUGAUACCAUGUUGUUAAAAAAUCUGUAAUUUUAUGUAUCUUUACUGUUAAUUUUUAAGUCUUUACUCCGAAAACAUCAAAUUUUAAUAAUAAAACCGAAUACCAAAUACUCAUAAUA